Messenger RNA from Haliotis rubra (blacklip abalone), 2419 nucleotides. RefSeq lists its product as uncharacterized. The transcript has 2 exons. The coding region runs from base 172 to 1290 and encodes 372 amino acids. Lineage: Eukaryota; Metazoa; Mollusca; Gastropoda; Lepetellida; Haliotidae. The record is from RefSeq and is a predicted model, not a curated record.
AGUGGACGUGCAUUCAUAGUCGGCCAUAGUUUAGCUAAGACAAAUAGCGUUCACUGACAUGUCAGUGAACCCAAUGUAUCUUAGCUACCCAUAGGUCAGCGACUAUAUUACACUGUAACAGGCCCGCUUCAAUACCACCUUGUAGCUAGUACACGCAUACCGAUAUUCAACAUGGCUACCUCUUUCCCCGUGUUGUACACCAGGGGGAGCCACUUCGACGUAGGCUACAGCAUCGGCAGCACAUUCCAGUCCCGCAUACAAACAUACAUUCAGAAGUCAUUUCUACUUCAGGACACGCUGCUACCCUUUUACGACUCUCGCGAAGGACGAGAUUUCGUGGAGGCCAUGUUAAGCAGGACAGAGAAGAACUUUCCAAAGUACCUCGACGAAGUCCGUGGAAAUGCUCAAGGCGCCGGGUUGCCGUUUGAGACGCUGUUCGUUAAUGAUUUACUUACGGAGAUCUACUUUGGUUUCAGUCAGAAACCACCACAAGCCACAAAAGAGGAUCUCGGAUGCAGCACCGUUUACAUCAACCGCCCGGAUGUUAAGGUCAUAGGUCAUAACGAAGACGGUGAAGAUCUUGCAAGGAUGCUUGGCUACGUCAUCGAUGCCACCAUAACCGGAGACGACGGCGUUGAAGAGAAGUUCACGAGCCUUUGCUACCCCGGGGGACUUCCGGGUAUAUCGAUGGGUUAUAACUACCACGGAAUGAUAUUCUCGGUCAAUGGCCUGGCAGGUCCCACGAUUGACAAGGCAGCGCCAGCAGAAUUUGUGCUUAGAGCAGUGUUGGGAGCUUCUAACAUUGACGAAGUGAAGAACAUUGUGUCAAAUGCAGGUUUUGGCGUAUCGGUAGGAUUUAACAUCAAUGUCGGCUCCAUAGUGGACACGUCGACUCAGUGGUCAGUUGAAGUAGCGCCGGAUGUAUCCGAAUCCAAAGUGUCCAUUAAAGAAAUCCACGAAUCUGACGACCCCGAGAAGUCUACGUAUUAUCACAUGAAUGAGUAUCGUCACUUGGACAUCGAGGUUGAAACAGCUGCAAGAUCAAGAGCGAGGUUUGAAAGGGCAUUGUCACUUCCGGUUCCGACUUGCGCAAAGGACGCUAGGAAUAUACUAGGUGAUACUGAUAAUAAGACAUUUCCGAUCUAUCGAAGUGUUCGCCCAUCAGAUGAAUAUGCCACAGAUUGCACCGGAAUGUUUGAUUUGCUGAACAAACGAUUUGAUAUUUACCUCGAUAAUCCAUCCAGCGACACAGGACCGCUAUUACCAUUCAAUAUCCAAUGCAAAGCAUGAAUGCCACUUAGAUAAUGUCAUACUGGUGUUUUGAACAUUGCAUGACAUGUUUAUAACUGGCAUUCUAGAAACGAUCAAAGGUGUGGCUUCCUUACCCAGUAUUCACCGAUAAUUAUUGUUGAAUUCAAAACGAUAAGACUAGUCUCCAAAUUCCUUGCAGACACAGAUUGCAAUGGGGGUACAAGACAAAAUAGUGAUAUCAAAUAUAGAAGUAUAUACAAGUAUGGUUAGUGAAAUCGGUAAUGGUAAACGUGUUCAAUUCUACCGGCAGAUCCUGUCACGCUUUCUCUUAGAAAAAUAAUACGUUUAGCCCUCGUCCGGUAAUAUUCCUUCCACAGUCUACACCAGACAAUCCAGUGAUCAGUAUAAGAUUUAUUAAGCCUCCGAGUUGCUGGAAAUAGCAAUGACAGGAUCCGGUAAUCAAAGAUAAUCUUCUGUGAUGUGUGUUUUUGUUAUUUUGCGACAAUGACUUGAUGAAAACUGGUUUUCGCAUGAAGAGUUCCAAGUUUGAAAUAUUUAAACUAAACGUGUAAACACGUACCUCCCGAAAACCGAAAGGCCCAAAGCUGAACCCAUGACACUAGACUUGGGUAUGGUUUAUGCGUUAGAAAUAUCUUAUUUUUUCACAUAUAAGAGAGAAAUAUUCUUUGAGUUUACAACGCGCGUACGGCAAGAUUUCACUUACACAACUGUACCAUUUUAACGGUGCUACUGUCUGAGGUGUGUUAAGAAAUGUACAGACCUUUAUUGAUUUGCUUUCAGAAAUGAUACCGUAUUACCUAUUACUUUGUUGCACGUAUGAUAAGAUGGAUGUAUUACUUUUAAUCUACUAUUAAAAGCGGCAUUGGCGCUACAUCAAUAUGUAGUAAGGUACAAAUCGACAUUUUUCCACACUUGAAAUGUCAUAUUUUAUGCUGUUGAAACCUCUCAAAUAUUGGCACAAACAGAAUCAAACAUAAUUAUUGGGUGAAAUCAAACAUAACACACUUCGCGCAUAACUUACAUAACUUUUAUAUUGUGGCAGAACAUCGAGUGAUGUAUAUUGCACCCGUAACAGCUGGCAUGUAUCUAAGUGCAAUAAUUUCGAUGGUUAUUGGCUGUGUUUGAAUAAAAUCCUGGCAGCAUGAAA